Messenger RNA from Achroia grisella, 1557 nucleotides. RefSeq lists its product as uncharacterized. The record is from RefSeq and is a predicted model, not a curated record. The transcript has 2 exons. NCBI's taxonomy places the organism in Eukaryota, Metazoa, Arthropoda, Insecta, Lepidoptera, Pyralidae. The coding region runs from base 1 to 1557 and encodes 518 amino acids.
AUGCCAAUAGAUGAAGACUCAUUUCAGACCACAACUGACAGUAGUUCUUCAUUCUUUUCCGCUAAUUCUUCAUUUUGCGAUGACAACAUUGGUUUUUUAUUAAAGGAAAGAUUUAAGAACUCCAAAUUUUUAAACAUAUGCCACAUAAACGCACAAAGCAUUCCUGCACAUUAUACCGAUUUGAUUGACACGUUCUCCGAACCUGACGUCCACGCGUUACUAGUUUCUGAAUCAUGGUUGAAACCUACACUCUCUUCUAUCACAUAUGCAUUACCAGGUUUCACCUUGAUCAGAAAUGAUCGUACGGGGAAGGGUGGUGGAGGCGUUGCGAUUUAUCUACGUAGCUUUAUUUCCUAUAGAGUAAUAUCAUCGUCUCCAUCGGAUUAUCAUGGUACCGCUGAGCACCUGUUCAUAGAAGCAAACUUUAAGGGUAUUAAAAUGGUCAUUGGUGUAGUUUACUGUCCACCUCUAGUAGAUUAUUUCUCUGAUCUUGAUGCUGCCUUAGAUUUAAUAAGCUGUUCUUAUAAAUAUAUUAUCAUUAUGGGAGACCUUAACACCAACCUGAUGAAGGACUCAUUACAGACACGUAAAUUGAAAACUAUUUUAAACUCAAUGAAUCUCUUUAUUCUACCUUUACAGCCUACUCACCACAACAUAGAUACUGAGGAUUCUUGGUUGGACAUUGUCUGUACAUCCUCGACUGAUUAUGUCGUUGAGCAUGACCAGUUAUCAGCACCUGCUUUCUCACGUCAUGACCUUCUGCUUCUAUGUUACAAAAUUAAGCCACUUAAGUUAAAACCGACCAUUGCCUCCGUGCGUAAUUUUAGUCGUAUAGAUAUCACCUCACUACUCCGCGUUGCUGCGCGUAUAGACUGGAAGCCAAUACUAGAAACUUCGAUCAUCAAUAACAAAAUUUCUCUAUUUAAUGCCCAGAUAUUAGGACUAUUUAAUAAACAUGCUCCAUUACGUACUCUCAAGCUGCGACGUCCACCUGCACCGUGGAUAACAGAGGAUAUUCGGAAGGCAAUGGCGAAACGGAAUCGGGCUUUCCAAGUCUUUAAAAAAGAAAGAAGCGUAGUAAAUUUUCAGAUCUUCAAGCGUGCUAGAAACCGCUGUAAUCAGGUGGUAAGAGCAGCUAAACGCCGACAUAUUCAUAAAAACGUACUAAAUACUUCUUCGGCUAACAUAUGGAAAUUCCUGAACUCUCUUGGUUUUGGCAAAGCGACAGCCACCUUUAAUGUAAAAGUACCACUUGAUGACCUUAAUAUCCACUUCUCCUCUGCAAAGCCUCUUGAUACCUCUAUUAAAAUGUCCACCAUACAGGAAAUAAAUUCCAUGCCUUUGUCGACUACCAACUCUUUCACCUUUACUCCAGAAACCGACGAGAGCAUUCGCAAAACAAUUAUGUCUAUUAGAUCUAACGCUACAGGCCAUGACGAACAUUGCUCUCUCGUCUUAAUUUCUCUCCGUCGGUACUGGAGUGGUUCUCUUCAUAUCUUCGCGGACGCCAACAAGCAAUUCGUGCUGGGCAAGAUCUCUCUGGCUGGAGUGAUCUAA